UCAAGUGGGCUCCAUUACGAAUGCAAGAACCGUGGAGAUGUACCUCGUCGCCAAUCUUGAUGCACGUUUGAUUUGCCAUGUUGGGGGUGGACCGGUGGUUGAGAAGAAGAGAACAGCUGGGUAGUUGUCAAAAGGGCGAGGAGAGCGAGCGAGCGACAGAGAAAGAGAGAGAGGGGGACAAGAAAUCGGAGAGAGAAAGAGAGAGCGCGAAAACGAGGGCGCCGUGGGAUUCCUCCAUGGUCCAAACAAACGCUGGUAAGGAUCGCGUGCCGCUGCGGCAGAAAUCUCCUUCGCCAUUUUGAUCCGUCACCUCCUCCGAUUGGCUUACGAAAUUGUGCAGAAGGAAUUGGAUUUACGGUAUGCUUAUUGAGGAGAUUGGGGAGGAGUGCACGGAAGGUGGACAGGAGGAAAGGUCGAUUUCGACGGUUUUCAGCGGAAGAGAUGCGCUCUUUAAUGCAAAGAGGGCGGCGGUAGGAGUCGGGGCUCGGAUUCUCUUUUACCCUACGCUGGUGUACAAUUGUGUGCGGAAUGUGACCGAACCCCAGUUCCAUUGGUGGGAUCAAGUCGAUGAGUGUUUGCUCUUAGGUGCUGUUCCAUUCCCCAGUCAUGUUCCUCUCUUGAAGAAACUUGGUGUCUGUGGUGUUAUUACGUUGACUGAACCAUAUGAGACACUUGUGCCUACCUCCUUAUAUGAUGCACACAGGAUUGAACAUUUGCUGAUCCCGACCAGAGAUUACCUCUUUGCUCCAUCAUUUGGAGAUAUAUGCCUAGCUGUGGACUUCAUCCAUAAAAACAGCAAAAAGGGGGAAAUGACAUAUGUUCAUUGCAAAGCUGGUCGAGGACGUAGCACAACCAUUGUCCUAUGCUAUUUGGUGCAAUAUAAGCAAAUGACUCCCACGGCCGCUUACCAGUAUGUCAAAAUGAGAAGGCCAAGAGUGCUUUUAGCUUCUGCACAGAAGGAGGCUGUUGAAGAGUUCUACCAACUCAGGGUUCAAAAAACUGAAACAAGUACCCACUCGACAGAUCUUAGUGUAAAGUCGUCAUGGGUUGUUAUCCCCAGAAACCACAUAUCCUUUGAUGGUAGCCCCUUUGAGAUCGUGUCCCAUUCCGACCUUGUCGGAUACAAUGGGUACUCCAAUGCGGGCAACGAAGGCCCAUGGACAGAGCCAAGUUCAGUGUACACGGUUCAAAUUGCUCGGCGAGCAGUACUUUCAAGGCUCUCCUAUUUCUGGUUCAGAAGCCGUGUACAUGGCUGCAGAUCAGGGAUGGCACAUCCCCGUCUACUGGAAUUGUAAAUGAGCCCCUUCCACCCUGGUUCAAGUUUCGUAGCCUAACGAGUGUUCUGCCGUCUAUUAUAGUGUACACCCUUUGUAUGACGAAUUUGCGUCUAAUCCCCUGUAGAGUGUGGACUCCUCAAUCAAAUUUUUUCUGCCUGGCUAGGCAAGAAUCCCGCGGCUAGAUGAGUCAGCUUGUUCCAUGCUGUCAUGAGAAAGUGUAAAUAAUAAAAGCCUCUUUGCUGGCUUCAUAGACCA
Zingiber officinale is the source of this 1532-nucleotide messenger RNA. RefSeq names its product phosphatidylglycerophosphate phosphatase PTPMT2-like. The transcript has 7 exons. Gene Ontology annotation, biological process: protein dephosphorylation. The coding region runs from base 360 to 1295 and encodes 311 amino acids. The record is from RefSeq and is a predicted model, not a curated record. Gene Ontology annotation, molecular function: phosphatidylinositol-4,5-bisphosphate 5-phosphatase activity; protein tyrosine/serine/threonine phosphatase activity. NCBI's taxonomy places the organism in Eukaryota, Viridiplantae, Streptophyta, Magnoliopsida, Zingiberales, Zingiberaceae.